AUGAAGAUAUGUCUACGCUACCUCGGUGACCCUGGAUAUCAACAAGGUAUUGGUCAGGAACUUGGUGUUAGUCAAGCAACGGUAUCUCGGACUGUGGACAGAGUUGUGAACAGCAUAGUUGCACAGUCGAACGAAUGGAUCAAGUUUCCAACUACCAACCAUGAACUGAUGGAGGCCAAGCGGAUAUGGCAAAGCAUGUAUACAUAA
Molecule: messenger RNA, 207 nt
Organism: Acanthoscelides obtectus
Lineage: Eukaryota; Metazoa; Arthropoda; Insecta; Coleoptera; Chrysomelidae
Source: the annotation of a GenBank genome assembly